Messenger RNA from Cuscuta epithymum, 2636 nucleotides. The record is from the annotation of a GenBank genome assembly. Lineage: Eukaryota; Viridiplantae; Streptophyta; Magnoliopsida; Solanales; Convolvulaceae.
GAAAAACCCUACCGCCUGUAUUCCGCACAAGGGUAUUUACGUAAACGAAAGCUUCUGGUUGCCCUAAUGCAUCAUUUCUCACCUAUAUAUACUCUCAAACUCAUCAGAAUCAUCCCUGCUUUGUAUUCUCUCAUCUUUGCUCGGCCGCAGCAUUCACUCAACUAAAGGUUAGUAGAUCUACAAGAUUGUUUAAUAAUUUAUGAGUGCCGCGUUUAUAUAUAGAAGCAUUUCAUGUGGUCUCUUAAUUUUAACCAUGCUUUCUUAAUGAAUCAAGCUGUUUGCUUUGUUUUUAUUUAAAUAGUAGUAGAAAUGGUGUUUAAGUACGUGUAUCUCCCGUAUCUUUGUUUAUAUUGAACGUCUAGAUCCUUACUGAUCGAGAUCUUUGUUACUCGCGCUAUUGCUCGGUCAGAGUUAUCUUUGAGAUUUUCUCUGUAUUCCUUGUUCAGAAGGCCUGGAGUAUUGUAAAUUUUUGCUUGAUUUUGAUUAUAUGUGUGAGAACUAACUAUUUUGAAGAUCUCGAUGUCUUAUGUUAGCUCAUCUCUGUUUGUAAGUUAUACGGAGUUUUUUUAUUGCCAUAAUUUGUUGUAAUCCAUGAUAAGAUUUUGUCUGGGGUAUUGUCAAUUGAUGGUUUAUUUUAUAAUAAUGUGUGAGAUGUGUCUGAUCUGAAGAUCUGGGUGUCGUUCGUUGUGUCAACCAAGUCACAAAAUAUUUUCAGACACUAUACAGUGAUAUGUUCUUAUAAACUUUGAAUAGCAUAUGCUGAGUUUUAUGAUAUUCUAUAUGUGGUUAUUAGUCGUUGGGCAAGUUAUUAAAUGGAAAACGUGUUUACUAUUGCUGAGACUCCAUUUUAAUCUCUAUUUGCUGACAGGUAUCAUAAUCCACCAUGGGUAAAGAAAAGAUUCACAUCAGUAUUGUGGUCAUUGGCCAUGUCGACUCUGGGAAGUCAACCACCACAGGUCAUUUGAUCUACAAGCUAGGAGGUAUUGACAAGCGUGUGAUUGAGAGGUUUGAGAAGGAGGCAGCUGAGAUGAACAAGAGGUCCUUCAAAUACGCAUGGGUUCUUGACAAACUCAAGGCUGAGCGUGAGCGUGGUAUCACAAUUGAUAUUGCUCUGUGGAAGUUUGAGACCACUAAGUACUACUGCACUGUCAUUGAUGCUCCUGGACAUCGUGACUUCAUCAAGAACAUGAUCACUGGAACCUCGCAGGCUGACUGUGCUGUCUUGAUCAUUGAUUCUACCACUGGUGGUUUUGAAGCUGGUAUCUCCAAGGAUGGUCAGACCCGUGAACAUGCUUUGCUUGCUUUCACUCUUGGUGUGAAGCAGAUGAUUUGCUGCUGCAACAAGAUGGAUGCUACGACCCCCAAGUACUCAAAGGCUAGGUAUGAAGAAAUUGUCAAGGAAGUGUCAUCCUACCUGAAGAAGGUCGGCUACAACCCAGACAAGGUCCCCUUUGUUCCAAUCUCUGGUUUUGAGGGAGACAAUAUGAUCGAGAGGUCUACAAACCUUGAUUGGUACAAGGGACCAACCCUUCUUGAGGCUCUUGACAAUGUCAAUGAGCCCAAGAGGCCGUCUGACAAGCCCCUCCGUCUCCCUCUUCAGGAUGUGUACAAGAUUGGUGGCAUUGGUACUGUACCUGUUGGCCGUGUUGAGACUGGUGUGAUUAAGCCAGGUAUGGUGGUCACUUUUGGGCCAACUGGUCUGACCACUGAAGUAAAGUCUGUUGAAAUGCAUCAUGAGUCUCUUCCAGAGGCCCUUCCUGGUGACAAUGUGGGAUUCAAUGUGAAGAAUGUUGCUGUUAAGGACAUCAAGCGUGGGUAUGUUGCAUCUAAUUCCAAAGAUGACCCUGCCAAGGGAGUUGAAAGUUUUGUCGCACAGGUCAUCAUCAUGAACCACCCUGGUCAGAUAGGAAAUGGUUAUGCCCCGGUUCUUGACUGCCACACCUCCCACAUUGCUGUCAAAUUCUCUGAAAUAUUAACCAAAAUUGAUAGGCGAUCUGGUAAGGAGCUUGAGAAGGAGCCCAAGUUCUUGAAAAAUGGUGAUGCUGGAAUGGUGAAGAUGGUUCCCACCAAGCCCAUGGUUGUUGAGACCUUUGCAGAGUACCCGCCUCUUGGGCGUUUUGCUGUGAGGGACAUGAGGCAAACUGUUGCUGUUGGUGUUGUCAAGAGUGUGGAUAAGAAAGAGGCUUCUGGUGCUAAGGUUACUAAGGCCGCCCUGAAGAAGAAAUGAAUCGUGUCUUUGCUUCCUCAGAGUGUGCUGUUUUGGUCAAUGUGUUGUCCUUUAAUAACUCGUUUGUUUGAUGUCCAUUCUCAGAAUUGGGUGCUGGAUAGGCGGUGGAGAGACUUUUCUUUUCUGUUGGUCUUUGUUUUGUGAGUUUUUUUUUUGUAUUGGGUGCCCUUUGCUAUCGUUAACCAACGGGCUCUCUGAGUUUUGUUGUCAUUCAGUUUAUGUUGGACUCUAUGAGAAAUGUAAUGCUGGUUUCCUAGCUUUUAUGUUAAAAUACAAUAUGUGUUUGUUAUAAGCUGUUUUACAAGUCCAUGAAAAAACAUAUGUCGUCGUGUUCUUAUUUUUAGGUAGAUGUGGGAACCAAGCACAUUAUCUAACAUAUCUCGAGUUGGAUGUCCUUUGCAGUUUGCGG